Messenger RNA from Centropristis striata (black sea bass), 7244 nucleotides. It is a transcript of the gene dtx1, whose product is annotated as deltex 1, E3 ubiquitin ligase. Gene Ontology annotation, molecular function: zinc ion binding; ubiquitin protein ligase activity. Gene Ontology annotation, cellular component: nucleoplasm. Gene Ontology annotation, biological process: Notch signaling pathway; protein ubiquitination. Bases 679 to 2607 code for a protein of 642 amino acids. The transcript has 10 exons. The record is from RefSeq and is a predicted model, not a curated record. Lineage: Eukaryota; Metazoa; Chordata; Actinopteri; Perciformes; Serranidae.
ACACUUUGGGUGAUUUUAACGACCAUCCAUACAGGUGCGCUUGAACAUUUUUGCGUAAUCUGCGGACAGCAUGAAAUACGUGUUUACUGUGUGAAUGCAUAGUGUUUGUGCGUUACGGGUACAAAUGCGCGUCUACAGCGGAAUGGCUCUGCACCGCACAGGCUGAAACGCGUGCAACUGGGGCAUGCAUUCACUUUAACACAGCGGACCAACAAGCUGGUGUAGUCUGUAGCAGAUUCACGGGGGAUAAAACGACGUCUUGGUUUUGAACAACAAUACUGGAUUACUGGAGCUGCAGGAGAGCAUCUCCUGUCGACUUGCUGCUGAUCUACUGUGGUGGACUGAGACUGCAACAGCUGCAAAUCUCAUCAUCAUCACCAUCAUCCUCAUCGUCGUCUGCCACUUCAAACUCGACAAGACACAAGAGGACUGAGGCUGCUUUCGGCUGAUCAAAGAGCCAGCGGCCUCAAAGCACCUGUAGACCAUGACUCAAGCAGAGCUGCUCAUGUGAAAGCAGCAUGAGAUAAUUUGUGGAGUACCAAACUAAUUGCUGAUUCAAGCUUUUUCCUGUUUGGCGCUGAUGAAAAUGUUCCAUGGUGUCAGUUGACUGACAAGGUUGCAGUGCUGUUCUAGCCCGGGACAUAGCCAGCAGCUGAAGCGGAGACACCACAUUAGAAGAUGGCUCGUCCAGGAACAGGGUUGCUGGUGCCUGUCAACGGGCUGGGGUACCCCCCUCAGAAUGUGGCCAGGGUGGUGGUCUGGGAGUGGUUGAACGAACACGGGCGGUGGAGGCCAUACAGUGCAGCGGUUUGCCACCAUAUUGAGAAUGUACUGAAGGGGGACGCCCGGGGAACUGUAGUCCUGGGGCAGGUGGAUGCUCAGCUCUCUCCUUACAUCAUCGACCUGCAGUCCAUGCACCAGUUUCGACAGGAUACAGGCACCAUGAGACCAGUGCAGAGGAACUUCUACGAGCCGUCGUCUGCCCCGGGGAAAGGCGUGGUGUGGGAGUGGGAGAACGACAAUGGCUCGUGGACGCCGUACGACAUGGAGAUCUGUGUGACCAUCCAGAACGCCUAUGAGAAGCAGCACCCCUGGCUUGACCUGACCUCUCUGGGCUUCUGCUACCUCAUCGACUUCAACAGCAUGUGUCAGACCAACAGACAGAGCCAACGUAAGCGGCGCCUGCGGAGACGCAUGGACCUGGCCUACCCACUCAUCAUGGGCUCCAUCCCCAAGUCGCAGUCGUGGCCCGUGGGAGCCAGCUCUGGCCAGCCCUGCUCCUGCCAGCAGUGCAUUCUGGUCAACAGCACGAGAGCCGCUUCUAAUGCAAUCCUGGCCUCUCAGCGGCGUAAGCUCUAUGGAGGGACAGCGGGCAACCCUGGCGCUGCAGGAACCCUCGCUGUAGUGCGGCAGAGCAACACGUUUGCUGGAACCUCCCUGUGGUCUCCGACAUCCGCCUCCUCCGGCCCCAACAACAAUAACAUAAGUAUGGGAGGCGGUCAAGCCAAAGCUGAACAGGUGCAGUUGCCACUGUCCUCUGCCAACUUCCCCUGUUCCCCCGUGAUGCCAUCUCUUUCAUCCGCCCAUGGCCACCACGCUCUCACCAUCAACGGACAGAACAACCUGAACCGGCCGGGCACCCAGCGCAUUUCCAUGGGCACUGCCAGAGGAGCCAUCCCGCCAGGGGUUCCUGCCCUCCCAGUAAAGAACCUGACUGGAUCUGGGCCAGUGCACCCAGCACUAGCAGGUAUGACAGGUAUCCUGAUGUGCGCUGCAGGUCUGCCGGUUUGCUUGACUCGGGCCCCCAAGCCCAUACUGCACCCUCCACCCAUCAACAAGAGCGACAUGAAGCCUGUGCCAGGGAUCAACGGCAUGCGGCGCAAAACCAAGAAAAAGCACCUGAGGAGAGGCAAAAAUCCAGAGGAUGUGGUGCGAAGAUACACUGAGAAGAUUAAAGUGGUGCCAGAUGAGGACUGUACCAUCUGCAUGGAGAGGCUGGUCAUGUCGUCAGGCUAUGAAGGCGUCCUGCAGCACAAAGGCAUCAAGCCAGAGCUGGUGGGCAAACUUGGCAAGUGCGGGCACAUGUACCAUCUGUUGUGCCUGGUGGCCAUGUACAACAAUGGCAAUAAGGAUGGCAGUCUUCAGUGUCCAACUUGCAAAACCAUCUAUGGCGAGAAAACAGGCACACAGCCUCCUGGGAAGAUGGAGUACCACGUCAUCCCCCACUGCCUGCCCGGCUACCCAGACUCCAAGACCAUCCGCAUCGUCUAUGACAUUCCUGCCGGUAUCCAGACCAAUGAGCACCCCAACCCCGGGAAGAAGUUCAGUGCCAGAGGGUUUCCUCGACACUGCUACCUGCCUGACAAUGAGAAAGGCAGGAAGGUUCUGAAGCUGCUGAUCAUGGCCUGGGACCGACGCCUAAUCUUCACCAUCGGCACGUCCAGCACCACGGGCGAGUCGGACACGGUGGUGUGGAACGAGAUUCACCACAAGACAGAAUUUGGCUCCAACCUGACUGGCCACGGCUACCCCGACCCCAACUACCUGGACAACGUCCUGACAGAGCUGUCGGCCCAGGGGGUUGGCGAGGACAACCUGAAGGACUGAUGGCCGGCUGAGCUGGUCCACAGGAACACAACCCACCAUGCCUCGCCGUCUCCCAGAGUACAGGACACUGCAUGACGGGUCAACAAGCAGCCGACAACUCUUUACUCCCCAAGUACCCUGCAGAAGUGGUGGCACAAGAGUAACGCAAGCAAAAUAAAUGACGUGGUUAUGGUCAAUAUUUUGAUUUAUAUAACCUAAGAUUUCCCCCCUGCUGUCUCUUGAUCCAUGCCUUGAGCAUGGUGUGUUCAUGCCAAAUUUUCUCAGAGGGUUGAAGAAUGUAAAGUUGAGAUUUAUGUCUUGAUGUUGGUAGCUGCAGAUAAAUGGCAUUUAACCCCUUUUAGAUCCAAACCGAAGCUGUUCCUCUGCACUUGAUUAGGGGGCCGAAACUAUACAAAGGCAUAUUUAUAAAUGCUGAACUCCAGAAUGCAUGGCCCAGACUAACGCUGCAUAAUAAAGGUUGGGCGAUUACCUACAAUAGGUCGAGGUGUCCAGUUGUUACUUGAUAUUGUGAAGAGAAAUUUAAGAGAAUUUCAGCAUUCUGAAUCCAAAUUAGUUUAUUAUUUGCAUCCCCUGUUUCUCUAAUAAUUAAUCAUACUCCUGUAACAAAUAGUGGAACUUGGUUUUGUGAAUGGAAGGAGAGGAUUUUAGCUGUUUUUGGACGGUGAGCUGUAAAGUUGCACUGGGCGUCUCUGCAUUUUUUCCACUUCUGAUACCUUAGGUCAGUUGUUUUCUAAAAUGGAAGUUUGUGUCUCUAGUGCAUGAAGAGAGAUGGAGGCCAUGAAAUAUUAGUGUUUGGUAAUAAACGUAUGCUGUAUGGUUAACCUUGUGGACGGUCUAUGAGAGGGGACAUGAGAUAGAUGAAAUGAGCAUCUUUCCAGUCAGUUUGAUGCUUGUUAUGAGGUGCUGGAACUUGACAGGCUGAGGUUGUGAAGCAGGAUUUGCUACGCUCCAAGGUUAAACUCAUUUGUUUUGUUGACACACUGAUGACGCUGACCUCUGUGAAUAUAAAACCUGCAUUAUUUUUCUCCCCGUUGGAAGCAAACCCAGGCAUCGGUGCGAUCCAUCAUACUGACCAUACAUGAGGGGUGAGUGUGUGAUUGCGUGCUCUGAGGCAAUGCUUGAGGUCCUUGAGGAGAAAAGCUGAACACGCUUCUCGCAGAUGGUCGAUCCUCUUUCAAACACCAACAGUUCUCCCUUGGAGAUUCAUCUUGGGCUCCUGCUCGCCUGCGAUCUGCAAGUCUCUUGUGAGCUGGUUUGCUGCUGGGCAGUGCACGGGGCUCCGCUGCUUGUAUAGCGAGCAGUGAAACAUCUUAUUCCCUGCGUGAGCUCACUCAGAGCUGUAAGGGGCGAUUCUAAUGUAUGGCCUCGCCCCCACUUUUCUCCUCCGCCUCCUCAGCAGCAGCAGAGCACUUCAAUCUAGGAACCAUGCAAAUGUUGGUCUAGUAUGUAGUUCGUUCUGAACUAUUUUUUCUUACGCUCUCCUCUUCCCCCCUCAGAUUUAAUGCCUGUGAGGUAAAGACUUCUUGAAAGUCCUUGGUGGAGAUCUUGUGCGGUUUCUUUGCUCUUAGAUAAAAGAUAACCCAGUGCUGCAUAAUUCUCCAUAAAUAUAUCUGAUCAAUUUUAAUGAGUGGGGGUGUUGACGUAGGGUUUAUCGUGUGGGCACCCAGCUGUGAGCUUAAAUUUGGAGUGAAUCAUAGUCUUCCAUAGCACUUUGAGGCAACGGUUUUGUUUAAUCAGUCGUUUAAUUUUUAGGAAAAUGUCUUAAAUUGCAACUGUACCUGUCUUUUUUUAAGUUUGAUGUUUAUAAACCGGCUUGCGAUGCUUUGAAAAAUAUAUAUGAUAUACAUUUGCAGAUGUGAUAUACCUUUAAAGUCAAGCUCAAUUUGAGUCGAUGGUGUAAGUUUAAUUUAUUUUUAUACUCUUCUAUAUAGAAAAUAUAAAAUUACUGACUAGCCCACAUAUCUAUACACAGGCACAUGUUAACAUGAAUACAUAAAAUCUGACAAAGAUGAAUUUGUCAGGAUGUCAGGGACUGUUGAAAUAUGUGCGACAUGUUAUGGACGUCUUAUAGGCUAUUACAAUUAGUCUUUGCGUAUGCUGCUGUUGUUAAUGUAGAAUCUGUGUAGUUGCUCCCCUGUGGGACUCCAAUAAAUACAGUAAAUGUGUCUUUAUUAUUGGUGGGGGAGCUUUAGCAGCAUGAAGAUGUCCCUUUCCCCCAAAUGGGUCAUUUCUCUUUUUCUACUUGUCCAGAACAUGGGAAUGGAUGCAGUCGGAAAUCUGUGUUCAGUUUGAAGGUGAAAACGGUACACCUGGGUUAAACACAAGCUACAAAUCAUUCUUGGUGUUUGUUUUGGCCAAGUGGAGGAACCGAUUGACCUCAGUCAGUUGUCAAUCUAAGUACACUGAAUUGCAUUUUUUUUAAAGGCCCUGAAAACCUAUUGUCUCAUUAAUAUUCUAACUCUGUGUUACACAAACACGCAAUGACCUACAGUUUUAUCCCAAAGUUGGAACAGUUUUUUUCUUAAAUUUAAUAUGAGAUUUCUGUGUACACAUAUAUAAUAAUGAAUAUAAUAAUCAAAAAAAUUACGUAAGAGAAGCCAUUAUCUAUGCUGUCUUCAAAGCCACCAGGCUCCGUCAACAAAAACAGUAAUUUUACCUUGCAGAAUGGAGGAAUUGCUGGUCUACUACUGCCUCAAUCUGUUAGAUUGUGUUAUAAUGUGACUUUAGGUAAAUGGAAUUGAUCCUUCAAGAAACUAAAAUCUAACGCAAUAUGUGUUAUUUGAUUUUGGUAAAAGGAAUGAAUCCUUUUAAGACGCAAAAAUUGCACACAACAACACAAACAAGCUAAAAAAUCAAGGCAGGUAAAAUUACUGUUUUUGUCAAUGGAGUCUGGUUGCUAUGGCAACAGCAUAGAACGUCUUCAGUUCCCCCCAUGUUAAAGUGGUGAAAAUAUUCCAAAUAUGGCAAAUAUUUAAACUGAUUUUUUUUUGUCAGUUUUAACAUUUUUGCUUUUUAGAUGGGCCUUUUUUUUAGGUGGCUUAUAUACGUUUUUUUUGUUGCUGAGCCUGUCUACAGCAACCAUUUCAGUAAAACCGAACUAUCCCUUUUAGUGUUAAACUAGGGAUAUAAACAUUUUUUUUACUGGUUGGUUAGUUACUUAUGAGUAUUUAAUAUUACAGAGAAAUACUCCUAAUUUUAAACCAAGUUUGCAGGGUCUUUGAACUACUUUUCUGCACAUUCUGUGUUAAACUUUCUGGUACCUUCAAAGGCUAAAACAAACACCUAAAAGUAUUUGUAGGUUUGAUUCUUUCACUCAAACAGCUGUUUGGUCUAUUCCAUCACAAGUUUUCUCCUUCAUAACGUUUUUGACUCCCUUUAUAACACGGGACAGCAAGAGAGAAUGCUUCCAACCUAUCAGGGAAUUUUUUCCAUGUUGAGUGAAGUUUCAUCAACCAGAGAAAUCCAAAUGUUUGCUUCUUCGACUUUUCCUUUCCAUGUGUCGGCCUUGUAGUAUGAACGAUUGCAGGCCCUUUAGACUUUCAGGUGUGUACAGAAUUAUAUGGGAAUGAUGUUUUGGUAUUUGUCUGAUUAAGAAAGAGAGAGAUGGUGUUUAUGCAAUUUACUAUUUUUUAAAUCUAAUACAUUAUUUAUGUGUAGCAAGAAGGCAGAUUUUUUUCUUUUUUGUUUUGUUUUAAAUGACAAUGGAUGUUUUCUUUAUGGGGUGCCUACCUCCAGGAUUCUUAACAAAGGGGUCACGAUCCGAAGAUGUUCACAUGCUAUGUAUUAGAAAACAUAUAUUUUUGAUGUCUUCAUUUUUUGAAUAAUGAUUGUCUCUAAAAGAACUAUUACAUAACAUUGCUGUAUUACUCUUAUUAAGAUUCAUCCCAUACUAUUUUCCAUUUGUUUAGAGGUGGGAGAUGAACAUAUGAAGUAUUUACAGUUGUGCUCUCUCUUAUAGUAUCAACUGCAAACUGUACUUCUGUCUCUAAAUGAUACCUUAACAUUUUGUGUGGCUAUACCGUGUGUUUGUAUCUGUUCGUCUGUGCGAGUGUGUGUGAAUGUGCGUCUAGUAAACAAAUCUUAUAGGUUCAUGUCCUUUUAAAGAUACAGAAAUGUUCUCCGAGAGGUGCAUGUUAACCAAACUGUGAGCGAGUUUAUUAACAAUGCAUAGCUUUUUUUGCUGAUGAAAACAUCAUAGCUUCUUUAGAGAUAUCACCCAGGUCUUCUGGUGAUUUAGCACUGUGGUUUUUACAUCUUAACUCCAGUUAGUUAGUCGAAUUAUUUCAUCUAUCGAGUUUGAUUUACACAUAUGGGGACGAGGCAGCGUUUGGCUGCUCUUCUCACUCUUUUAACCACGUGUAAAACAUCUGAAUGUUUUGCAUUUGAAGUGCCCAUUUUAAUUGACAUUUUCAAAUCAUGAUUUUUGUGGUUUGAUUUCUCUUUAAGCGAUGUCUACAUAUUGCUAUUUAACAAUGGUUCACAAAGAGAAACUAAAAGCAAGAUAUUGAGAGACAUUGAUUAAACUAUAAAGGGCUUCUUAAUCUAUCGGUCUUUAUUGAAUUGUGAUGACCUUGUUGCAUGUUUGUGUGUUUCUUGUGGAAAAAUAAAUGUGCCCUGGACAGGGGUAGUUUGUUUGA